GCUGGCUAUCCGAUCACGUGAACGGCGCAUGCGUUUCCCGCUGCGGUCAUCAGCCGUCCGCCGAUCGUCGUCCGUCUUCUGGUGUUUGCUCGCAUUUAACGAGGCUUUUUCGCGAGCCUCUCUCUCUUGCCGGCUGCAUUCAAAUUGGCUUAGGCGACGGGCAGGCGAUCGUGGGGCCAUAAAGCCCGAAAAGCGAACAAAAAGCCAGCUAAAAAGUGUAAAACUUCGAUCUGCGAUAGUGAUAGUGCUGGUCAAGAUUAGGGGCCCAGGAGGUGGUCAGUCUUAAAUACCCGGCUAGAAGAAGAGCCGGCGACGCGUGGCGGCGAUAACCGACUUAGCGUGCCCCGUCUCAGCCUGGACAUAAUGGGCUAUUGGCCCGGAGACACCGGUGAUCGUCUGCCCCGGAGAUCCAUUGUCCACUUUGUGAUCCUGUCGAUUGGCGUCAUCACCGAAUGGCAUGCAGGACUGCGGUUCCUGGACCAGCAGCAGAUAACCCUGGCCCUGGAGACCCUCUGUCCAGCGGGAACUUCGGCGGUCACGCUCCUCAAGAUGUUUCUCAUGCUGCGCUACCGCCGGGAUCUGUCGACCAUGUCGAAUCGCCUGAGGUGCCUCCUCUUCGACCUGAAGUCGGAGCGAUCCGAUCAGCAGGACAUCCGACUGAGCCAGUCGGUCAAGGCGGCCCGCAUCAACUUCUGGCCCCUGUCCACCGGAUUCUUCACCUGCACCACCUACAACCUGAAGCCACUGCUGAUCGCCUUGGUCCUGUAUCUCCAGGAUCGCUUCGACGGAUUCGUCUGGUUCACCCCCUUCAAUAUGACAAUGCCCACGGUUCUAAUGAGAUCUCCAUUCUUCCCCCUGACCUACGUUUUCAUUGCCUAUACGGGCUAUGUGACCGUAUUUAUGUUCGGAGGCUGCGAUGGUUUUUAUUUCGAGUUCUGUGCCCACUUGUCAUCCCUGUUUGAAGUGCUCCAGGCGGAGCUUCGAUCCAUUUUCAAGCCCUACGAAGAUUAUUUGGAGCUUUCGCCGGUGCAGCUUUAUAGUCUGGAGCAGCGAAUGCGGGAAGUCAUCAUGAGGCAGAAUGCGAUUAUCGAGCUGACCAAGAUUUUCCGGGAGCGUUAUACCAUUAUUACAUUGGCCCAUUUUGUGUCCGCUGCCAUGGUGAUUGGCUUCAGCAUGGUCAAUCUUCUGACAGCAGGAGGCAAUAGUCUGGGAGCCCUGCUCUAUGUGGCCUAUACGGUGGCCGCCUUGAGUCAACUGCUGGUCUAUUGCUAUGGCGGCACUCUUGUGGCCGAAAGUAGUGUGGAGCUGUGCCGAGUGAUGAGCUCUUGUCCCUGGCAAUUGUUUAAGCCUCCACAGCGGCGCCUCGUUCAACUAAUGCUCCUGCGAUCUCAACGACCCAUAUCCAUGGCAGUGCCUUUCUUUUCCCCUUCACUGGCCUCCUUUGCUGCGUUGGCUGCAGAAAGCGGACCCGGAAUGACAUCGCCAGAUGAGCGGAGUUUCUGGGAGCGGCACGAGUUCAAGUUCUACCAGUACGGCCAUGUGUACGCCCUGAUCUAUGGCCAGGUGGUGAUCGACUAUGUGCCCCAGAGGGCGUUGAGGCGUGGCAUUAAGGUCCUUCUCAUUCUGUAUGGCCACCUGUUUAGUUUGCUGUUGAUUGUGGUACUGCCUGCAUACUUUUGCUAUCACUUUGGCACCCUAACCGAUACUUUGGACCGGCGUUUGCAACUGCUCUUCUAUGUGGGUUUCGCCAAUACGGCCAUUAAGUAUGCCACCGUGAUAGUGACCUAUGUGGCCAAUACCGUGCACUUUGAGGCCAUCAACCAGAAGUGCACCCUGCAGAGGAUGCAUCUGGAGCGGGAGUUCAAGAAUGCGCCGCAAGAACCAAAGAAACCCUUCGAGUUUCUCAUGUACUUCAAGUUCUGCCUAAUCAAUCUGAUGAUGAUGAUCCAGGUGUGCGCCAUUUUUGCCCAAUACGGCGAGAAGGGUUCGGCUAGCCAGGUGCGAGUCCACUUCGCCGUCUACGCCUUUGUGCUGUGGAACUACACGGAGAACAUGGCGGACUAUUGCUACUGGAUCAACGCCUCGGUGCUGAAGUACUACAGGCAGUUCAACCUCCAGUUGGAUUCGCUGCGCGAGGAGAUGGAUGGGCUGAGGCCCGGCCGCGGAAUGCUCCUGCAUCGCUGCUGUGAGCUAAGCGAUCGGCUGGAGGUGCUGCGUCGAAGGUGCCGCGAGAUCCACGACCUGCAGAGGGAGAGCUUUCGCAUGCACCAGUUCCAGCUGAUCGGCCUCAUGCUGAGCACCCUCAUCAACAACCUGACCAACUUCUACACCCUGUUCCACAUGCUGGCCAAGCAGUCGCUGGAGGAGGUCAGCUACCCGGUGGUCGUGGGCUCCGUCUACGCCACCGGCUUCUAUAUAGACACCUACAUCGUGACUUUGGUCAAUGAGCACAUCAAGCUGGAGCUGGAGAACGUAGCCCUGACCAUGCGGCGGUUCGCCGAGCCACCGGCCAGGGACGAGCGACUCACCAGGGAGAUAGAACACCUUUCGCUGGAGCUACUCAACUACCAGCCACCAAUGCUCUGUGGAAUUUUGCACCUGGAUCGCCGAUUGGUCUACCUCAUCGCUGUUACCGCAUUUUCAUACUUCAUAACUCUGGUGCAGUUCGAUCUCCUUCUGCGCAAGAAGUCCUAGCCAACGAAAUGGUCUCCAAAGAGUUAAAAUCUUAAAAGAGAACCCUAAAGAAACCGAAUUUAAAACACAAAACUUAAAAUAUUCACAAACAAAA
Molecule: messenger RNA, 2788 nt
Organism: Drosophila gunungcola (fruit fly)
Lineage: Eukaryota; Metazoa; Arthropoda; Insecta; Diptera; Drosophilidae
Gene: Gr10a
Product: gustatory receptor 10a
Exons: 7
Coding region: 364-2694 (776 amino acids)
Biological process (GO): detection of chemical stimulus involved in sensory perception of smell; sensory perception of taste; sensory perception of smell
Cellular component (GO): plasma membrane
Molecular function (GO): odorant binding; olfactory receptor activity
Source: RefSeq, a predicted model, not a curated record